AUGAGUGUAUUGAAUACAACUAACAUGUUUAAUAAUCAACUUAAUUCGUUUACUUCGGGACACAUAAAUUCCCGUAGCUAUAAUGAAUUAUCUAGUAAAUUGAAGGCCAAUAUCAAAAGCAAUAAGUUGUCGCAGCCAUUGCAGCAAUACUCGGAAAAAGAUGCACACUAUAUCAAAAAAAGAUCAUACAGUGAUUUAUUAAGGGAGGGUUCCGAUUUUGGUGACAAUAACAGCAUCAAGAAUCAGGAUACUAAGAGAUCAAGAACCGCACCACCAUCACCACCUUCGCAGCCAUACGAUACUAAAUUUCAAGUCAAUGGAGUUCCUCAACUCAAGUUUAAGAACAUCAAAACAAACCCCACUUUGAGAUCAAGGUCAUUGUCUCCAAAUAAGAAAUUUGUUGCAUGCUUAUCACCAUCACACUCCCCAAGCUUGCCUAAUACUCCUCAUUCGUCGCCAUCAAAGAAGCCUACAUUGCCUAGCAUAUCAACAGUAUUACAAACUACUCCAAUGACACCAAAAGCCCCUCUUAGGUUGAAGCCCAUUACACCUACUGUUUCGUUGGACUAUUUUGACACAUACAAGCCAAAUGAUGAAAACUGGAGAUAUGGCUUAUUGGAUACCAUAAAUAAGGGUCCUAAUCAAUUUAACCUCAGCCAGUAUGAUUACCUCAAUAAACACAAGAUUAGCAGCACUUCAUCGGCUCCAUCAGCAGCAUUUGUCAAGGAAAGACCAAGUUUCAAUUCAAGAAUAAGUUCUAAGAUAAUACAGAACUCCAGUCCAAGGGUCAACACGUUUGAUAAGUCAAACUACCCUCCAUGUAUACAAGAAAAGGUUUACUCGGAGAGAAAAAUUAAUUUCCCAUAUGAAUCCAAUUACACAUAUUUGAAUAAGACCUACUUGAAUGAUGUCAAGAAAUAUCCUGAAUAUCUUGAAUUGGCACAUUCAUUGAUUCAAUUGUCCCAGCCACAAUCUAAUACUCCAGAUUCUUCUCAUUAUCAACCAGUGACACCAGUGAAUACCAGCAAUAAUAAUUCAUUCAAUAGCACUAUAAUAGAACCCAUCUAUCAGCAAAAUUCUGUGUAUCCACCAACAUCGACUCCUCCAUCCUCAACACGUUUACCAAAUCCACAAUAUAGUUCAUUUUUAGGCAUAAUAUCUGAAGGUCCUACAACCCCACCUGCAGAAGAUGAUAAUAAGACUAAAUUUAUCCCUGUUACACCUCCUUCUUCCAAGUGCAAAUCGAGGUCUGAAUUGUUAAAAUCAUCACCAAGACAACAACAUCAACAUGCUCCUCGUGUUUGCAUUUCAUGUGGAUCUGAUCAAUCCCCAUGUUGGAGACCCUCUUGGUCAAUUAAAGAAGGACAAUUAUGUAAUUCAUGUGGCUUAAGAUACAAAAAAACCUCCGCUAGGUGUCUCAAUGAUGAAUGCAAGAAAAUACCUGCAAAAGGUGAGUGGUCCUUAAUGCAAAGCAAAGGCAAAUCUGUAUUUGAAGACGGCUUGGAAGGAUAUAGCUGUUUAGAUUGUGGCUGGAGAGUUGAAGUCAAAAAAUAG
Messenger RNA from Debaryomyces fabryi, 1554 nucleotides. It is a transcript of the gene ASH1, whose product is annotated as DNA-binding transcription repressor. The transcript has a single exon. Gene Ontology annotation, biological process: regulation of DNA-templated transcription. NCBI's taxonomy places the organism in Eukaryota, Fungi, Ascomycota, Pichiomycetes, Serinales, Debaryomycetaceae. The record is from RefSeq and is a predicted model, not a curated record. Gene Ontology annotation, molecular function: sequence-specific DNA binding; zinc ion binding. The coding region runs from base 1 to 1554 and encodes 517 amino acids.